UGAAUGCGUAGUGCUGUGAGCACACCCCAAAAAGGCCGAAAAGCCGAAGGGUUCACCUGUUCAUAAUCGUGAUAUAUACAAUGGACUAUUUUUAGAUUAUUCUGAUCACGUUGACAUAAAUCGCAAGUCACUUCCUCGUGUGUUUUCGGUUAUUUUUGUUGUUUGUAAGUUACGUUUAGGAGAAAUCAGACUUCAGUGAGUUGUAGACCGAAUACGCGAAUCUUGAUUUCCAAUUCGAAGUUGUCAGGUUGUUUGAAUAGUUAAGACAGAGCACUUGUCAGUUGCGCUGAACAUUAAUUUAAACAUGGAGUUUGCCUCCACUCAUGUGUACAACUACGAUGAAUCUGAUGAGGAAGAAAUCACAGAAACUGAUCUGGAUCUCAGUUCCCACUACCAAGCCUUGCGCAGUGCCAAAGCAAGUGAUGCUUACAUGCCACUGCAGAUAAGAGGUGGAGUUGGCCAGUCUGAAGCAACAUAUGACCACACCCCUUUAUUCAAGCCUUCAAGAGAUGUGAUUUAUGACAAUGCAGGUUUCCAACCCACCUCACGAAACCGACAUGAAGAAGCAAUUUAUGACAACAGAAUGCCUGAGCUCCCACCCCCUAGAGUCAAAGCUAAAGCACAGAAUAAAGAUUCUGGUGACUAUGCCUCAGCCUAUGACACACCGCGGCAGGCUAAUCCAUACUACUAUAUCCAUGGGGAGGGUGCCCCUCAGGAGCCACCUCCCUUACCACCAAUGAGGAAACCAGUGAAAAAAGAACCCAGUAAGAAACAUCGACGGGCAGACACCAAUGUGAUUGCUGUGAAGUUUGAUACUUUGGUCAGCUCUAGCCACCAACAUGCAGGGAGUCCAAUCUUCUGCUGUAACUGUGACGCAGCCUUCUCCAGUGUUAGCCAAACUAACACAGAGGUCAGUGGGUCACAGAUGUGGAAGUGUGAGUUCUGUGACAGAGAGAAUCCAGUGACUGCCACCAUGCAGAAUUUUCCCCAGGAGAAUGACUUGACCUUCACCAUUCAGCCAGGCUCAGGAGGAGGUGAUGACACAGCUGUUAUCUUCAUGGUUGAUAUCUCUGGCAGUAUGUCAGUAACCACAGCAGUUCCAGGAGGUACCUUCAAGGACCAGAGGUUGAACGAUGAAGGGACAGCUCUCUCUGCUUACAGAGAGCAACUGGCUGAACAGGAAGAUCGAUAUACUGCAGGACCCAAGAGAGAAUACUCCUACAUCUCAAGAUUACAGGCCAUGCAGUCAGCUAUUGAUCAGCAACUUUCCAAAAUGGAGAGAACACUUGGAAAUAAGCGAGUAGGAAUUGUGGCAUUUAACGACAGUGUGACUGUGAUUGGUGAUGGAAGUCAAGACCCUGUGCCUCUGGAGGGCGCUGGUUUGACAGAUGAACAAAGUAUCAUCAGCUUGGGCAAGAUAUUCCCCCUACCAGCGCCCAUCAGUGAGGUCAGAAGAUGCCUUUCAGACAAGGUCUUCAGCCUGACGGAGGGAGGACAAACAGCUCUUGGACCUGCUCUCAUGUUGUCUGUUGCUAUGGCAUCACAGAAGCCCGGGUCAAAGGUCAUAGUAUGCACAGAUGGCUUGGCGAAUGUUGGGCUUGGAAAGCUAGAUGUGACUGAUGAUGAACACUAUGAUAAAGCAUCUGAAUUCUAUGAGUAUGUUGGACAUUAUGCAAGGGACAGUGGGACUUGUGUCUCUGUCUUGACAAUGGAGGGGGAGGAUUGCCGUGUGAUUGAGCUGGGCAAUGUUGCCGAUAAAACUGGUGGACAAGUGAAUGUAGUUGAUCCCAUGAAACUCAACGAGGAGUUUGCCAACAUCUUAGAUGAUCCUAUUCUAGCAACCAAUGUCUCAGCUAAACUGGUGUUGCAUAAGGGAUUGUACUUUCGUGAUGAUGAAAAUAUGGCCGGUGAGCAUGCCAGUCAAGCUACUCGGAACAUUGGCAUCGUGACCAAAGACUCUGAGACCACCUUUGAAUUUGGUGUCCGUACUAAGCCUGUACGAGAAGUUAUCUAUGACAACUUUGGUGGCUUGACUAUAACACACAAAGAUGAUGAAGUGAAAGAAGAGCCCGUUUAUGACUCGAUAAAUCCCAAGAGUAUGAUAGAAGGAAUGGAAAGACUGCCAUUCCAGUUACAGAUAUAUUUUACAGGACGAGACGGUGCACAAAAUCUACGAGUCAUCACCAUGGAUCGACCAAUCACCAAAGACCGCCAUUUUGCUGAACAGAAUGCCAAUGUUGCUGUUCUGGGUGCUCAUGCUGCUCAGUCAGCAGCUAAGCUAGCCGUGGAGGGUCUGUAUGGAGAGGCUCGUAUUAAUGCUCUAGUAACCCAGAAGCUUGUGGAGAGACAUGCACAACAUCAAGGUGAUGAAGGAGAAGAUGUGUACCAGUCCUUUGUAGCCACCUUGGCUCCAAUCCAGUCAGAACUCUACAGAGCCCACACAUCUGCUCGCCGUCAGCCCGGGGCCAGACCAGGUGCAGGCUUUGAAGAUGAGGAAGAUGAACCGGCAGAAUACACAUUCUUUAUUGGAAACCAGAAAUCAGCCAAACGGGGACUGUCAAAGAAGGCCAAAAAGAGAAGACAGAAGAUCACAGAUAAGCAAGCGAAUCUCUUCUAUAAGAUGAAAAAUGCAACAAGCAACAUGUUCCAGAAACACAAAGGGCAGAUGAAAAUGGGAAACAUCAACUAAACCAAGACUCAUUGAACAUUCAGUACUCUAAGUUCUUUCCCUAAGCAAAGCCUGUGAGAUCCAAGACUCAU
Molecule: messenger RNA, 2760 nt
Organism: Acanthaster planci (crown-of-thorns starfish)
Lineage: Eukaryota; Metazoa; Echinodermata; Asteroidea; Valvatida; Acanthasteridae
Product: circularly permutated Ras protein 1-like
Biological process (GO): COPII-coated vesicle cargo loading; endoplasmic reticulum to Golgi vesicle-mediated transport; intracellular protein transport
Cellular component (GO): COPII vesicle coat; endoplasmic reticulum exit site
Molecular function (GO): zinc ion binding; SNARE binding
Source: RefSeq, a predicted model, not a curated record